AUGCUUCCAAAUUAUCAGACACUGGAAACCAUCAAUCCGUUCACAUUAGCACCGUGGGAGACUCGCGUGCAGACCGAUGUUGAAAUUGCAGUUAGCAGCUUAGCACGGAACGGCCUCGUAGGGUUUGGAGUGGCGAUUAAGAAGCAGCCACCUCGAUAUCGGAAGCUGAAACUGAAGACCUUUUCCGUGACACUAGGCGCAAGAUCAGAGCAAAAUCCAUUUUCCGCGGAGCUAGCAGCAAUGGCACACGUGUUGAACAUGCUUGUGGGACUGAAAGACUACAGGAUCAUGCUGCUCACGAGCAACAGAGCGGCCGCCCGUACGAUAGCGAAUCCCCGACAACAGUCGGGGCAGGAUUUCAUCCGCCAAACGUACAGGUUGAUGAAAAGACUGCAGAGAAACGGAAACCACAUCAACAUCUUGUGGAAAGAUGCCGUCCCGCAAGAGUCGGUCCCCAGGAUGAAGUCGACAACGCUUAAUCUCGCUCGGUCCCAAGCAGCUACGAGCAAUGACCUGCCAGAGAAUGUAGGAAGACACGUGAAACGAGUAGAUUCAGCAUUGCCAGGAAAGCAUACUCGACAGCUGUAUGAUCGAUUAUCGUGGAAGGAAGCGAGCGUGCUGGCCCAACUCCGGACUGGCAUAGCCAGACUCAAUGACUAUCUCUAUCGGAUCAACGCUGCAGAUACCGAUCAGUGUGUAUGUGGACAAGCAAGAGAGACCGUGGAACACUUCCUCUUUCGAUGUCGGAAGUGGACCACACAACGAAUAGCACUGCUGCAAUGCAGCCAAACUCACCGGGGCAAUCUCUCCUUCUUCCUGGGCGGAAAAUCACCCUCCGAUAAUCAGCAUUGGACACCGAACUUUGAAGCUGUGCGAGCCUCAAUACGAUUCGCAAUCACCACGGGCCGACUUGACGCCACUUAA
This is a messenger RNA of Penicillium brasilianum, 924 nucleotides long. Lineage: Eukaryota; Fungi; Ascomycota; Eurotiomycetes; Eurotiales; Aspergillaceae. The record is from the annotation of a GenBank genome assembly.